AUUAAAACCCUGUCUUGCCCCUCCUCCGUCCUCCCCAAGACCAAAAACCCAACGAAAGCAAAUCAGGCAAAAACAAAGUUUCCGAAAAUGGGAAGCAGCCAAGCAGCAGUCUCUUUCUUAACGAACCUGGCACGCGCAGCCUUCGGUCUCGGCGCCGCUGCAACUGUCCUCAACGCCUCAAUGUACACUGUGGACGGCGGCCAAAGAGCGGUGCUCUUCGAUCGUGUAAGGGGAGUGAUGGAGAAAACGGUCGGAGAAGGGACCCAUUUUUUGAUCCCAUGGCUCCAGAAGCCUUUCAUCUUUGAUAUCCGUACAAAGCCGCACACCUUCUCGUCUGUUUCUGGAACUAAGGAUCUCCAGAUGGUUAAUCUUACGCUUCGUGUUCUUUCUAGACCUCAGGUGGACCGUCUUCCUGUAAUCUAUCAACGCCUUGGUCUUGAGUAUGAUGAGAAGGUGCUUCCCUCAAUUGGCAAUGAGGUAUUGAAAGCUGUGGUUGCACAGUUCAAUGCUGACCAACUUCUCACUGACCGUCCCCAAGUGUCAGCAUUGGUCCGAACUGGACUGAUGCAGCGUGCAAGGGACUUUAACAUUGUGCUAGAUGAUGUGGCAAUUACACAUUUGUCAUAUGGAGCGGAAUUCUCAAGGGCAGUGGAACAGAAGCAGGUGGCACAACAGGAGGCAGAGAGGUCCAAGUACAUUGUGGCGAAAGCUGACCAAGAGAGGAGGGCUGCUAUUAUCAGGGCAGAAGGUGAAAGUGAGGCUGCGAAACUAAUUUCUGAAGCAACUGCAACUGCUGGUAUGGGGCUGAUUGAGCUAAGGAGGAUUGAGGCAUCAAGGGAAAUUGCUUCAACUCUUGCCAGGUCACCUAAUGUGGCAUACCUGCCUGGAGGACAGAACAUGCUUCUGGCUAUGAAUCCUUCUAGGCCGUGACUGACUGCUUGAAUGACGGAUCCUACGACUUGGAGUGAAGCUUGACAGAUGGUGAAUUUUGUCGAGUCAGUUGCAUUAUCGAUGGAAAGUUUCUGAUAUUUGAAACCAUCUUAUGUCUGGAAAAAAAUAUUUUGGGGACACCAUAUGUUUAGAAUUAAGAAAGUUCUUGAUGUUAAAGUUGGAGAACAUGUUGGCCUUUAGAUUGAGAUCAUAAGUAUAAUCAGUUAUUUUAGUAUUUCAAAGAUGGAAGAUGGGUUUGAUGCUAAAUAUAUGUUCAACUCUUAUUUGUUCCCAAGUACAUCCUUAAGGUGUCGCUUCAAUCUUACCUUGUUUGGUUUCACAUUGGUAAUAAAAUUCUUCAAAAAGUAAGGUUUGACA
Molecule: messenger RNA, 1308 nt
Organism: Theobroma umbraticum
Lineage: Eukaryota; Viridiplantae; Streptophyta; Magnoliopsida; Malvales; Malvaceae
Product: prohibitin-3, mitochondrial
Biological process (GO): mitochondrion organization
Cellular component (GO): membrane; mitochondrion
Source: RefSeq, a predicted model, not a curated record